Rhinocladiella mackenziei CBS 650.93 is the source of this 1404-nucleotide messenger RNA. RefSeq lists its product as uncharacterized. Lineage: Eukaryota; Fungi; Ascomycota; Eurotiomycetes; Chaetothyriales; Herpotrichiellaceae. The record is from RefSeq and is a predicted model, not a curated record. The transcript is spliced from 2 exons. The coding region runs from base 1 to 1404 and encodes 467 amino acids.
AUGGAUGCCACGACUUUUGCCCUGGUCUAUGGCUAUCCCUUGGUGGCCUAUGAGAAGUUGGCCACGGCCAUAACAAGCGUUGCUGGCAUCAAUAACUUCCGACACUACCGAACUUUGAAAAUGCCCGAGCAUCGAAUGGUGGUGCGAACAAAUUGUGACACACUGUAUUCCACAUGCAUUCUGGACCUGAGCCACAACGAUGUUAUUUUGACGAUACCGGAGCUUGAUCCAAAUCAGUUCGCCUUAUUCUCGUUCUACGAUCCGUACGGGGACAAUAUCGCCAAUCUUCGAGGGGGCGGCUUCAACAACCCAGGACAAUACCGUAUUCGACUGCGUCCAACUUCUACCGAUCAAUAUGGUAUCGACCACAAUGAUGUAGAAGAACCAUAUCAAGCAUACAUUAAUCUUCCAACCAUCCAUGGAGUCCUUUCCAUCCGGUGGGGUGUUAAGGCCUUUGAUGUCGAGACGGUACAAAGGUGUCAAGACAUGGUACAGCUCGAGAUGGUCAGCCACUCUGACGGAGCUACGCAUGCACCAACUGUUCAGCAGGUCCUUGAGACCGUAGGAGCUUCGACCGGCAGUACUGCGUAUCCAACAACACCCGAGUGGAUCCUCGAACUCCUAGCAAAGUUCGCACCUUUUAAUGGACCAGAGCUCGUCUCUGAAAAGGGUCGCGUCGGGUAUAUGUUGUCGGAGGCAGGAAUUUCGAACGGCACUUAUAAUACACCUCAGUCUACCGUGGACCUUGCCGGAGCAUACAAAGCCGCCCUGGAUUGUAUCGCCAAAUCUUACGCUGCGCCUGGAGUCGUCCAAACAUUGAAUAAUGGUUGGACCAGAACUGCGAGCCAAUAUUCCGGUGACUACGGCACCAACUACGGCAUUCGCGCGAUCAUCGCGGAGACCGGAUACUUGAUGCUGAAGUCACCACUUGCGUUUUAUCCGUCUUGGGGAGAUCCAGCUGAUGGAAUGACGGAUUCUCUAAGCGGGUAUACAUUGCCUCUAGGCCCUCGUGAAGCAUACAUCUACGACUUUGUUGGCGGCAAGCCCCCCAUCGUCGCACCAGGGUUCUGGAGCUUGACAUGCUACGAUGAGAUGGGAUACUUGAUCUUCAACCAAGAGAACGUUUAUUGUCUGGGAAAUCAACACAAGCUGACAUAUCCUGACGGAACUCUGGUUUACGGCGGAGAAGACAAGGCUGACACGGAGCCCCGGUCAUUCCAACUUCUCAUUCAGCCAGUCGAUGUUCCGCCACCUGCAAAGUGGAAGAGUAACUGGAUACCAGCUCCUCGUGGCGGAGGUCGGAUAUCACCGAUGCUUCGCUUCUUUAACGCUUCUGAGGAACUAGAGAAAGGCCAUUAUACUUACCCGAUCGUCAGGAAACAGGCUGCGAUUCCAGCCGACUAA